ACGCGUAUAAGCCGUAUUCUGGCACCUCUUCAGUCUUGUUCGCUUAUUUACCCCAUACCGAUCAAUGGCAUAUUUCGGUCAUCGGUCAAACGGGUACAUUAAAAAGGCGGAGCGAGCUUCUAUUUCAUUUCUUUGCUUGUACCUUCUCGCCAUCAUCAUCUUCCCAUACACACAAACACUUUCACCAUGCACCCAAGCACACGUACAUUGACCAACGCUUUCGUCGUUGCUUCUAAAAGAACGCCUUUUGGUGCUUUUGGCGGUAAACUAUCCGGCUUCACAUCAGCUCAAUUGGGUGGCUUAGCAUCAAGAGGAGCAUUGGCAGAUUUACCACAAGGAACAAAGAUUGAUGCAACAAUUUUUGGUAACGUUCAUGGAAGUGAUAAUGCUGCUGCUUAUCUUGCACGUCAUGUCGGUCAUCAUGCUGGUUUACCAGUCACAACACCUGCCCUUACAGUGAACAGAUUGUGUGGUUCUGGUUUCCAAUCAGUCAUCAAUGCUGUUCAAGAAAUCGGUGCUGGGGAUGCAAAUGUCUUGCUAACAGGAGGAACUGAGAACAUGAGUCAAGCACCUUAUACUUUAUCCGGCGUUCGUUUCGGCAACACACGUUAUGGUGUCGAUCUCAAGUUGGUAGAUAGCUUAGCAGCCGCUCUUACCGAUCAAGUCCCCACACCGACUCCAAUGGGUAUCACUGCUGAAAACUUGGCAGAAAAAUACGGAAUCACACGUCAAGAUGCAGAUAAUUUUGCUCUACAAACACAACACAGAUAUGCAAAAGCAUUAAAAGACGGUGCAUUCAAAGAUGAAAUCGUUCCAGUCGAUGUCAAGGUAAAGAAAGAAACCGUUACAGUUUCAGUUGAUGAACAUCCAAGAGGUGAAAAAGCAACUCCUGAAUCAUUAGCCAAGUUACCUGCCGUUUUCAAAAAAGAUGGUACUGUAACAGCAGGAAAUGCAAGUGGAAUCUGUGAUGGUGCCGCUGCCAAUGUGAUCGCAAGUGAAGAAGCAGUUCGUGCAAACAAUUUGAAACCUUUGGCACGUAUUGUUUCUUACGGUUAUACCGCUUGUGAGCCAUCAAUUAUGGGUAUCGGACCGGUUGAAUCUAUCAAAAUUGCACUCUCUCGUGCCGGUUUGAGCAAAGAUCAAAUUGAUAUUUGGGAAAUCAAUGAAGCAUUUGCAUCUCAAUGGUUAUCCGUUCAAAAAGAACUCGAAAUUCCAAACGAAAAAGCAAACAUCUUCGGUGGUGCAAUCGCUAUCGGACAUCCUCUGGGUGCCUCUGGAGCUCGUAUCGUUGCUAAUUUGUCUCACAACUUACACAGACUGGAUAAGAAAUACGCUGUAGGUGCAGCAUGCAUCGGUGGAGGACAAGGUAUCGCAAUCGUGCUCGAGCGUGUCUAAGAGCAUCACUCUUCAUUCCAAAAUAAUAGAUUUGAAUCAUAUCGUAAAAAAUAUACAGUAAUGCUAGGCCGUGAUGAGGUAUAAUGAUUGAGAGAAAGGGAACACAUGUCGUAUGGUACAAUGUUUUGAAAUUAGAGAUCGUCUUCUUGCUUUAUUCGGCC
Messenger RNA from Meira miltonrushii, 1556 nucleotides. Its product is annotated as thiolase. The coding region runs from base 187 to 1395 and encodes 402 amino acids. The record is from RefSeq and is a predicted model, not a curated record. Gene Ontology annotation, molecular function: acetyl-CoA C-acetyltransferase activity. Gene Ontology annotation, biological process: fatty acid beta-oxidation. The transcript has a single exon. Lineage: Eukaryota; Fungi; Basidiomycota; Exobasidiomycetes; Exobasidiales; Brachybasidiaceae.